Cucurbita moschata (crookneck pumpkin) is the source of this 3899-nucleotide messenger RNA. RefSeq names its product probable manganese-transporting ATPase PDR2. The coding region runs from base 268 to 3714 and encodes 1148 amino acids. The transcript is spliced from 20 exons. Lineage: Eukaryota; Viridiplantae; Streptophyta; Magnoliopsida; Cucurbitales; Cucurbitaceae. Gene Ontology annotation, cellular component: endoplasmic reticulum membrane. The record is from RefSeq and is a predicted model, not a curated record. Gene Ontology annotation, biological process: intracellular calcium ion homeostasis. Gene Ontology annotation, molecular function: P-type ion transporter activity; ATP binding; ATP hydrolysis activity.
AAAAAAAAGCAAAGAAAAAAAUAAGCAAGGAAUCUAAAACCAUCUCUUCAUCCUCUUAAACAAAAACCCAGCUGCUCUGCUGAUUCAAUCGCUUCCCGCCGAUCUCUUUGGUAUUUUCCGAUUCGUUCAUUUCCGGUCUCAAUUCAAUUCGUCGUUUCAAUUUCUUCUCUCUUUCAUGAUCUCAACCUGAUCGAUUUACACUUACGGAUUGAUUACCAGAUGGUCCACGUUUGCGAAUCUUCGAAUUGAGCAGCAGAGUUGAGAAAGAUGUUGAGAUUCCAAGUGGGCGGGAAGGUGGUCGAGAGAGUUGACUUGUUGAGGAAGGAACACUGGACAUGGCGGUUGGAUCUGUGGCCAUUCGCCAUUCUUUAUGUGGCCUGGCUUGCUGUCGUGGUUCCUAGUAUAGACUUUGGGGAUGCUGUCAUUGUUUUAGGUGGACUGGCGGCUCUUCAUGUUUUGGUCUUGCUUUUCACUGCUUGGUCGGUUGAUUUCAAAUGUUUUGUUCAGUACAGUCAGGUUAAUGAUAUUUACCAUGCUGAUAAAUGCAAGAUAGUUCCUGCAAAAUUUUCAGGCUCGAAAGAAAUUGUUCAGCUUCAUUUUCGUAAGAUUCUGGCAGGUUCUGCAUCUGCAGUGGAUACUGAGGAGAUCUACUUUGAUUUCAGAAAACAAAGAUUUAUUUAUUCGAAGGAGAAGGAGACUUUCUGCAAGCUUCCUUACCCAACAAAAGAAACUGUUGGUUAUUAUCUAAAGAACACCGGCUAUGGCUCUGAGCCUAAAGUUGUAGCUGCUGUUGAAAAAUGGGGACGCAAUAUAUUUGAGUAUCCACAGCCUACGUUCGUGAAAUUAAUGAAAGAGCAGUGUAUGGAACCAUUUUUUGUGUUUCAGGUUUUUUGUGUGGGGCUAUGGUGUUUGGAUGAGUAUUGGUAUUACAGCCUGUUUACUCUGUUUAUGCUGUUUAUGUUUGAGUCAACAAUGGCAAAAAGUCGGUUAAAGACCUUAAGUGAGUUAAGGCGUGUUAGAGUGGAUACUCAGACCUUAAUGGUGCAUCGUUGUGGAAAGUGGGUGAAGCUACCUGGAACUGAGCUUUUGCCAGGAGAUGUUGUCUCUGUUGGACGUGAUUCUGGUCGGAGUGGUGAAGAUAAGUCUGUACCUGCUGAUAUGCUUAUCUUGGCUGGAAGUGCUAUUGUUAAUGAAGCCAUUCUUACUGGGGAGUCUACACCACAAUGGAAGGUUUCAAUAUCUGGGAGAGGAAUUGAGGAGAAGUUAUCAGCUAAAAGAGACAAAAGUCAUAUGUUAUUUGGUGGGACCAAAAUAUUGCAGCAUACUCCAGAUAAGACCUUUCCUCUUAGAACCCCUGAUGGUGGCUGCCUAGCAGUUGUUUUGAGGACUGGGUUCGAAACAAGUCAAGGGAAACUAAUGCGCACAAUUUUAUUUUCUACAGAGAGGGUUACAGCUAACAGUUGGGAAAGUGGCCUAUUUAUUAUGUUCUUAGUUGUAUUUGCCGUUAUAGCUGCUGGUUACGUACUUGUAAAGGGAUUGGAAGAUCCCACGAGAAGCAAGUACAAGCUUUUCCUUAGUUGCUCACUUAUAAUCACUUCUGUAAUUCCUCCUGAACUACCAAUGGAACUGUCAAUAGCCGUUAAUACAUCAUUAAUUGCUCUGGCGCGUCGGGGAAUAUUUUGUACAGAGCCCUUUCGAAUACCAUUUGCUGGAAAGGUUGAUAUUUGUUGUUUCGAUAAAACAGGAACAUUGACAUCAGAUGACAUGGAGUUUCGAGGAGUAGUUGGUGUGAGUGAUAAGGAGGAUUUGGAAACUGACAUGACUAGUGUGUCUUUGCGCACAGUUGAAAUUCUGGCUUCUUGCCAUGCAUUGGUGUUUGUGGACAACAAGUUGGUGGGGGAUCCUCUUGAAAAGGCUGCACUCAAGGGAGUUGAUUGGGCUUACAAAUCUGAUGAGAAAGCGAUUCCCAGAAAGGGAAGUGGGCACGCUGUCCAGAUUGUUCAGAGGCACCACUUUGCUUCACAUUUGAAGAGAAUGGCAGUUGUUGUACGCCUUCAAGAGGAAUUUCUUGCAUUUGUGAAGGUUAGUGAAGCUAGAGCCCUGGAUAGGGACGUGGUGGAGAAUGACCUUACAUUUGCAGGUUUUGCGGUGUUCAAUUGUCCAAUUAGAGCAGAUUCGGCGACAAUAUUAUCUGAGCUUAAAGGAUCAUCCCAUGACUUGGUAAUGAUUACUGGUGACCAAGCUUUAACAGCAUGCCACGUAGCUAGCCAAGUUCAUAUUACCUCAAAGCAGAUUUUAAUUCUCAAUUCAAAGAAGGGAACUGAGGAGUAUGAAUGGCUCUCCCCAGAUGAGUUACAGACAGUUCCCUACAGAGAGAAAGAGGUGGGAGAUUUGUCAGAGAUGUAUGAUCUGUGUAUUGGAGGUGACUGCAUCGAAAUGCUACAUCGCACCUUCACUGUGCUGGAUGUUAUUCCAUACGUUAAGGUUUUUGCAAGAGUUGCUCCUGAGCAGAAAGAACUCAUAUUGACCACUUUUAAAACAGUAGGAAGAAUGACGUUGAUGUGUGGGGAUGGAACGAACGAUGUUGGUGCUUUGAAACAGGCCCAUGUAGGAAUUGCUCUCCUGAACGCUGUCCCUCCUCAAAGUGGCAACUCUUCUUCAGAAGCAUCUAAAGAUGACGCUGCUCGGUCUGCAAAGUCGAAGAAAUCUAAGCUUUCAUCCGAAGCAUCAGGAAAACCACUUCUAGCUGGAGAAGGUUCUUCAAAAAGCAAAGGUAGUGCAAAACUGGAUUCUGCUACUGAGCAAGCUAGUAACCGUGCACGGACACCUGCCGAGAUGCAAAGACAGAAGCUAAAGAAACUUAUGGAUGAGUUAAAUGAAGAGGGUGAUGGGCGCUCCGCCCCUAUUGUCAAGCUUGGAGAUGCAUCCAUGGCAUCACCAUUCACAGCAAAGCAUGCUUCUGUUGCCCCGACUACGGACAUUAUUCGCCAAGGUCGAAGUACUCUGGUGACAACUCUUCAGAUGUUUAAAAUACUCGGUCUCAACUGCCUCGCUACCGCCUAUGUACUCAGUGUUAUGUAUUUGGACGGUGUCAAGCUAGGCGAUGUUCAAGCGACCAUCAGUGGAGUAUUCACAGCAGCCUUCUUUCUGUUCAUCUCACAUGCGCGCCCCCUUCCAACACUUUCAGCUGAACGCCCCCAUCCACACAUCUUUUGUUCUUAUGUUCUCCUUUCUCUGUUAGGCCAAUUUGCAAUCCACUUAUUUUUCUUGAUGUCUUCAGUGAAAGAAGCCGAAAAGCACAUGCCUGAUGAAUGUAUAGAGCCAGAUUCAGACUUUCAUCCCAACUUGGUUAACACAGUUUCAUACAUGGUAAGCAUGAUGCUUCAGGUGGCAACCUUUGCUGUAAACUACAUGGGUCAUCCCUUCAACCAGAGCGUAUCCGAAAACAAGCCAUUCCUAUACGCUCUCUUGGCUGCGGUUGGUUUCUUCACCGUCAUUACCUCGGAUUUGUUCAGAGAUCUCAAUGACUGGCUGAAACUCGUUCCACUGCCUGCGGGAUUGAGGGAUAAGCUUCUAGCUUGGGCACUUCUUAUGUUCUUGUGCUGUUACUCCUGGGAAAGACUAUUGAGAUGGAUGUUCCCAGGUAAAAUCCCGGCAUGGCGAAAGCGACAACGACUGGCGGCUGCGAAUCUGGAGAAGAAGAAACAGCUGUGAGUGAAUUUUUUUUUGUAGUAGAAUGGGAUUGAGCCCAUGUAUUGUAGCAAUAGAAAGAAGGAUAUGAUGAUUUAUAUUUGCCACUGAGGCCUUACUAAGUGGUGGAAUUUUGUCAAAAUUUCUUAUAAAAUUUAGGUGUAGACUCUGUUUAUGGGUAGUCUUAAACUGACAACUUUUGGUUGGAA